Vigna angularis (adzuki bean) is the source of this 1748-nucleotide messenger RNA. RefSeq names its product transcription factor bHLH130. Gene Ontology annotation, molecular function: protein dimerization activity; RNA polymerase II cis-regulatory region sequence-specific DNA binding; DNA-binding transcription factor activity, RNA polymerase II-specific. The transcript has 7 exons. The record is from RefSeq and is a predicted model, not a curated record. Gene Ontology annotation, cellular component: nucleus. Gene Ontology annotation, biological process: regulation of transcription by RNA polymerase II. Lineage: Eukaryota; Viridiplantae; Streptophyta; Magnoliopsida; Fabales; Fabaceae. The coding region runs from base 178 to 1422 and encodes 414 amino acids.
UCACAGGUGCAAGACAAAAUAAUAAUCUUCGUUUUCUACCCUUCAGUUUUUUCCUUUCUUCUUCUCAUCUCUGUUCGUUCGUGUCUCUACUUUUCAGUUCAGACUCAAGGAGCUCAAAGACCUCAACUUUCGAUUUCAAUCUGCAAAAUCUCACUGAUUUUCAGGUGAUUUGCAAAGAUGAGUGUUAUGUAUAGUCCUGUUUUCAAGUACUCAGAUGUUGAGCUUCAGCUAAGGAAAAACCAAGAAAUGGAUUCAAGUAUUGGAAAUCCACAACAACACUGUCACCAACCCAAUUCUGGACUACUGAGGUACUGUUCUGCUCCAAGCUCAUUGCUCGCAAGCCUUGUUGACAACAACAUUCUUGACUGUGUCAACGAGGAAUCUUUCACGAGUGAGAUUCAUCAGCAUUAUGUUCCAUCCACGAGUUCAGAAAUGGACACCAUGUUGUCGAAAUCGCUGCCAUCCAACGAUGGAUGGAACAAUUCAGAAGCUUUGCAAGAAUUUGGAAGCAAGCCUGUGAAGCAGGAAAUAGGGGAAUCUGUUCCACAAGGACCACCACCACAACAGAAUGAAUAUUCUUAUGGUGGCUCUCAUUUAAUUUACCAAUCACAGCAAAUUCAAGGCUUGCCAAAUGAAAUGGGUGCCAGGAAUUGCUCCAAUCUCUUCAGGCAAAAGAGCUCCCCUGCUGGAUUUUUUUCCAUCGAAAAUGAUCUUGCAGCAUUGAGAGAAGUAGAUGUCUUUAAAGCCAAUGAUGUUUCAAAUAGACAGGCUACUACAUCAACCAGUGGCUUUAGUAGUUCUCUUGCUUUCUCAUCCAGGCCAUCUUCAUGCCUGAAACAGAUGCCACAAAUUGCUGAAAAUGAAAAUGAAAGCCUUCAAGAAAAUUGUGACCAAAGUAGGAUCCUAGUUAAUGAAGAUGGUAACUCAAAGUUCUACAUACCUAGCUUCACCACUGAAAUCUGGGAAAGUUCUUCAUUCAAUGCCCCCAAAACAGAAAGUGAUGAUGAAAUCAUGUUUUCCACCUCAAAUGCUUUGGAAUCUCAGGAAUCAGAUUUUGGCUAUCAAAAUCUUGGUCUGACCCACCAUUUGAGCCUACCUAGCUCUUCUACUAAGAGGUCAUCCAUAGAGAAGUUUCUUGAAGUUCAAGGUUCAAUUCCUUGUAAAAUUCGAGCCAAAAGAGGCUUUGCCACUCACCCAAGAAGCAUUGCAGAGAGGGUAAGAAGAACAAGAAUCAGUGAAAGAAUCAAGAAAUUGCAAGACCUUUUCCCAAAAUCAGAAAAGCAAACAAGCACAGCAGAUAUGUUGGAUUUAGCAGUUGAGUACAUUAAGGACCUUCGGCAACAAGUUAAGGUACUCUCAGAUUGUAAAGCAAAGUGCAAAUGUACUAGUAAUGAGAACCAUUGCACUAGAACUUGUGCCUGAUAUAUUUACACUUAGAUAGCAAAGUUGUGGAGAAUUUUUUAGUGUGCCAAAGUUAGCCAUUGUAAUUAUAUAAAAUAAUGCUGACAUUUGCCUGGUGUAAGUUUAGAUCCAGGUGAAUAUUUUUCACUUUUGAUUUUCAUUUCUUUCCCCCCUUAAUUUCCUCUCCCUUAUAGUUUGAUAUAGAGCCAUAAAGUCCUACAGCAUGUUUGGCAGAAAUCUUGCACCUCUUCAUUUUUACCUACAGAAUGUUUUAUUGGAUUACUGAUCUGAGUUACUUAAUGUAACACAAACUUCAGUAUAAUGUUUAAUACUGAAUUUUAUGUGGA